AGGUCGUGGAUCACUGAUUCCUCUCAUACACAUUUUUAUACCUACACAUUUGCACUGGGACAUACAAACACUCGUGCUGCGGCUCUUUCCUCUUCUCGCUUCUCCAAAAAUGCUGAAGAUUAAAACAGUCUUGAAACUGGGGCCGAAGACGAAAGAUGAAGAGUACGAUCGACGCAAAAACGAGAUGAAGACGCUUGGUUCGGCGAUGCGCGCGUACAAGUCUGCCAUGGAAAGGGCCAAAUCGUCGAUGAAACGCGUGGUGGAAACGUGGGCGGAUGUCCGAAAGGCUUUCGAUGCGCUCUCUGACGACGUGAACGUCCCAGAUUCCACGCGGGAUUGCACCUUAGCCUUGACAGCGUCGAUGGAUCGCAUUGAAGGGAGUCUGCUGCCGGAGUACAUGACUGUCAUGGAUUCCAACGUCAUCCCCGCCACCAGCGAGCUCAGUUCGCUCUACGACGAAUGCGGCAAACUGGAGAACAGUCGCAACAAACUGAUGCAUGAGUACGACGUGUACCGAAAUGAGGUGGCGAAGAAGGAGUCGGAGUACCAACGAAAGUCGAAGGACAUCUCCACCUCAAAAAGCUAUGGUUCCGAAGUGGCGAAGCGGGACCGCUUAGAGGCUGACUUUGGAGAAGCAGACCAAAAAUUCAAGGACACGCAUGCGCAUCUCAUGCAGAACCGCGCAAUUGCGUGCAGCGCCGCUCUUUACGCCUUCGUGGAUUGCUCAGCCACCUUCAUGGAAGGUGUCGCCAGUGAGUUCACGGCGUUGAAGGGAAGCUCACAGCAAGCCCUCCAGGCGGUGCGUUAUGGGGCGCAGAUGGAGUACAACACUCCCAACGAUUAA
This is a messenger RNA of Leptomonas pyrrhocoris, 844 nucleotides long. RefSeq lists its product as hypothetical. The record is from RefSeq and is a predicted model, not a curated record. NCBI's taxonomy places the organism in Eukaryota, Euglenozoa, Kinetoplastea, Trypanosomatida, Trypanosomatidae. The transcript has a single exon. Bases 110 to 844 code for a protein of 244 amino acids.